UCGCCGCCAUGGUCCCGCGCUGCCCCAAGCUGCGCGUCCUCAGGGUGACCAAGGCGCCGUCCUCCGCAAGCAAGAUCGAGUUCCGCUCGGCGUCGCUGGAAGAGUUCGUCGGGAGGACGAAGCAGCAGUUCGCCAUCGACAUCGCGGCCCCCGCGCUGAAGAAACUGACGGUGGCCUGCAACAUGGGCACGGACGGCAGCUUGUCGGUCGUGGCACCGAUGGUGGAGGAGAUCUCCAUCAAGUGCUGGUACUUCUCCAUGGACGUUGAUCUCUACAGCGACAUGUGGCGCGUCGUCUUCCUCGGCAUACGGGCGGUGGAGGGCGGCGGCGACGCACCAGCACUCGUGCGCCCUCGCGCCCACGUCAUGUCGCUGCAAAUCAUUAUGAGCACUAGUUUUUCGGAGAGGACAUUUGCUGAAGAAAUGGAGAAGAUUCCUGUUCCCGUCGUCUCUGUUCUAGAGCUGAAGAUCGGAUCACGGGGCCAUGCCUUUGGACCACUGCUGCUGCACUUGCUUCGGAUUUAUCCUGCAGUGCAAAAGCUCGACAUCAUUCUACUAGAACCCCGGCCCAACGUGGAAGACACUUGCUUCAGAAGUAGGUGGUGCUACUGCGAGAAGCCUAACAGUGUCUGGAGAGAUGAAACUGUCGCCCUGAUGAGCCUCACGGAAGUGGAAAUCAAGGGGCUCAGAGGAGACUACAAUGAGGUCGAUUUCCUCCGGCUCAUCUUCAGAAGCGCGCCGCUGCUUGAGAGAGUGACCGUGAAGCUGUGCUCUGCAAUCAUUCCAGAUGCCGACUGGUACAACACAGUCCUCGACACCUUCGAGGAGCACCCUGGUGUGAACUGCACUGUCUGUUUGUAGGUCGGCAGGGUUCUGGACGCAUGAUUAGCAUGAUCCUACUAGCUGCAGCAAGAUUUGCUACCAUCGUUAACCUUUUAUUCUGUGGAAUCGUCGAAAACCUGAAACUUGGAGUUUGUCAUCGUUAACCUUG
Molecule: messenger RNA, 990 nt
Organism: Panicum virgatum (switchgrass)
Lineage: Eukaryota; Viridiplantae; Streptophyta; Magnoliopsida; Poales; Poaceae
Exons: 3
Coding region: 9-860 (283 amino acids)
Source: RefSeq, a predicted model, not a curated record